Molecule: messenger RNA, 1375 nt
Organism: Quercus lobata
Lineage: Eukaryota; Viridiplantae; Streptophyta; Magnoliopsida; Fagales; Fagaceae
Product: transcription factor AS1-like
Exons: 2
Coding region: 274-1347 (357 amino acids)
Source: RefSeq, a predicted model, not a curated record
UUUCUCUCUCUCUCUCUGGUCCUCUAGUACCGUGUGCUCUGCUUUCUUACUCUCUCUCUCAUUCUCAGAGUGGAGGCAGGGAUAUUUCUCUCUCUAGGGUUGUGAGUAUUUUUUUUAGCGUUUUCCUUCCCAUUUUGGUUUUUAAAGUUCCAUCUCUGUUUCAUUUUCCAAGAGAUGCGUCGAAGACGAAGCUCCCUUCUCAGUUACUAAGGGAAAUAUACAUUAUGAGGAGUUUAAGUUUGAGGCCAUGGGCAGUGGUGUUUGCAUCUGGAAAUGAAGGAGAGGCAGCGUUGGAGAUCUGAAGAGGACACUUUGUUACGUGCGUAUGUCAAACAAUAUGGCCCUAGGGAGUGGAACCUUGUGUCACAGCGCAUGAACACAACUCUAAACAGGGACGCGAAAUCCUGCUUAGAAAGGUGGAAGAACUACCUCAAACCUGGCAUAAAGAAGGGAUCCCUCACUGAAGAGGAGCAGCGUCUUGUCAUCCGCCUUCAAGCCAAACACGGCAACAAAUGGAAGAAAAUCGCAGCUGAAGUCCCAGGUCGUACUGCUAAGAGACUAGGCAAGUGGUGGGAAGUGUUCAAGGAGAAGCAGCAGAGGGAGCAGAAGGAGAGCAACAAAACAGUUGCUCCAAUCGAGGACGGAAAGUACGAUAGGAUUCUUGAGACUUUUGCAGAGAAGCUAGUGAAAGAGCGCAAGGCCCCAGCCUAUCUCAUGGCCACUUCCAAUGGCGGUUUUUUGCAUUCGGACCCACCUGCUCCUGCACCAGCUUUGCUACCUCCAUGGCUUUCUAAUUCCAAUGGCACCUCCACAGUCAGGCCACCCUCCCCUUCUGUGACCCUCAGCCUCUCUCCCUCAACUGUUGCGGCCCCUCCUCCAAUCCCAUGGUUGCAGCCUGAUAGAGGACCGGAUAAUAACUCUCUUGUUUUUGGAAAUUUGCAGCCUCAAGGUUCGGUCCCUGGUUGUGGAGAGAGCAUGCUGAUAUCUGAGUUGGUGGAGUGCUGCAGAGAUUUGGAAGAAGGGCACCAUGCGUGGGCAGCACAUAAGAAGGAAGCAGCCUGGAGGUUAAGAAGGGUAGAGCUGCAACUUGAAUCAGAGAAGGCAUGUCGGAGAAGGGAGAAGAUGGAAGAGAUCGAAGCGAAGGUGAAGGCUCUUAGGGAAGAGCAAAAGGUUGCUUUGGAUAGAAUUGAAGCAGAAUACAAGGAACAAUUGGUAGGACUAAGGAGGGAUGCAGAAGCCAAAGAGCAGAAGUUGGCUGAACAAUGGACUUCAAAGCACUUGCGUCUUACCAAGUUUCUUGAGCAGAUGGGCUGCAGACCCAGGCUUUCUGAACCUAAUGGCCGAUGAGGAAGAUCAAUAUACACAGCGGGGGUGG